Echinostoma caproni is the source of this 792-nucleotide messenger RNA. Lineage: Eukaryota; Metazoa; Platyhelminthes; Trematoda; Plagiorchiida; Echinostomatidae. The record is from the annotation of a GenBank genome assembly.
AUGCAGGAAUCCCUAUCGAGGACCCGAAGGAUCCCAAUUCAGGGUGACUUCAAUCUUCCAGAGAUAUGCUGGGUAGAGGAAGAGGCUCCCGUUGGGACAAAGGUAGAAGCAUAUCUAACGUGGCUUCAUGAGCAUGCGCAAAUUCAGCAUAUAAUGCAGGCCACAAGGUUUCGCAACCAACAGAAGGCCUCCGUUCUGGAAUUAGUUAUAGCCCGGUUUUUAUCUGACAUCAGUGAACUAGCAGUGAAGGCUCAACUAGGCAAGAAUUAUCAUGAGCUGCUUAGGUUAUUAUUACUCACGAAACACAGCAAACCGACUGCCUCGCAUAACCGGGGCUAUAGGCGUACAAACGUUGCUGCCGUGAAAGUGGCCGUGGAGCACUUAGAUAUGGUACCACUACCUCCAGAGUCAACGUUGGAAGAACGAUGGUUUGCCGUUAAGGAAACGACGAACGUGGUGGAAGCCAUAGCUAAAUCGGACACUAGUAGUCCAGAGGAGAUGCUGGGCCCGAUUUAUGGCGUACCGGACUGCCGAUGCGAGGUUGAUCUACAAGAGGGCACGCAACAGACCACAAUCCCUUCAACGGGAAGCGAAGUGAACAUGAGAAUAAACCCAGUCUCCCACGAGGAGGUCUAUCAUCUUCUCAAAACUACGCAAAUCACGAGCGCCGUUGGCCCAGAUGAUUUCUCUUCGUCAUUGCUCAAAUAUGGAGCUGGCUCUAUUACAGAGGUGUUUAUGGUCUCCUUAAAUAACUUGGUCACCGGUCCCACUAAAGCAUUUGCCAGAAGGUAA